AGCCAUUUUGGCUCAUGCUUUUCCGUAGGCCCCCUGCUCCGACUUUCCUCGGCGUACCCUGCGACCCCAACCCGUCGUGUCGGGGGCAACGCGGCGGGCGUGAGGGAGUUAGGAGCAGGGCUUUGGGCUUGUGGGCAUGGCGCGGGCGGGGUCGCUGCACAGCGAUCCUGGAUGCGAGCGGCAGCGACGAGCGGGACUGCUUGACGGCGAUCCUGCAGGCGGUCGGUAGCGGCGAUCGCGGGCCGAGCGCACGGCCGCUCGGAGGCGAGCGCUGGUGGCUGCUGACAACGGCCUGGAGUCGGCCAGGGCCGAGUGCGACCGCCUCCGCGACCAGGUGGGUGCGGCGGAGACGGCGCUCGACGCAGUCGUCGGCUGCAGCGAGGUCGGCCAGCGCUUGCGGGGCGCUCCUACCCGCGCUGCAGGCCAUGCUGCAGGGCCGCGCGCCGACGUGGCUGGAGGUGCUGCGGCGCAACGUCGCCUUGCACGCCGAUUCGCAGGACGUUGACGUGUCCCUGGCGACUGCCGCUACACUGCGCAAGGCCCAGCACGGACCACGGCUGGAGGCGCGGAUUUUCUCGGAGACUGACGCCCCCUGAGGACGUUGCCUCGACCCUCUCCGCUGGUGCCGCGCCCUUCGUGCCCGGACACAUCUACUCGGAGUACGGCCUGCACGGCGACGAUGUCGAUCACCUCCUGGCCGCGCUGGCACAGGAGUCGUUGCCGCCCUUCGUCCAGGAGGGCUUCGUGGAGCUGUACCCCGCGGGUGAGCCCGAGCGUGGAGGACAGGAGGAGCAGAAGGGCGAGGAGCAUGCUGUGGUCGAUGCGGCCCCUCCUGAUGCUCUGCCCUCCCUGGCCACCGGCAGAGUCACCGAGCUGAAGCGCCUUGUGGAUGAGGCCAGGGAGCAGCUUGAACAAGUUGCUAUCAAGAUUGCUAACGGUGACGAGUCGGACGCUACGCAGCACGAGCUCCGGACGGCCGCCGACCGCUUCACAGACCUCCGCCGACCGCUUCACAGACCUCGAGGACCUGCUGGCUCACGCCCAGGCUGCGGCGACCACCGACGCAGUCGGCAAGCUGGACCCUGCUGCCGUGGCGGGCUGCGGCCCAGCCAUGCUGCACGUGGAGGUCCCCGAGGUGCUGACGCACAGCACCGACAGGGCUGAGCCUGGCCCUCCCCGUGAAGGGGCUUGGAAGGCAUACGAGCUCGACCUGCGCCGCCGAUGCCAGCAGGGGUGCGAGAUCCUUCGUGCUGGGCAUUGCAAAGGGUGUGGGCAUCAGCUGCGACAGCUCCGAGGAGGCGAGGCGCCGUCCGAGGUUGUGUGCUGCCUGUGUGACGACCUUCAUCCACCUGAUGAUGGAGGUAUCUUCCGCUGCUGCUCCUGCCAAUGGGAGUGUGGUGUUGCAUGCAUGGCGGCCGAGCUGGACGGAGACCUUACGGACGAGUUCGAUUCGGAUUCCUGCAGUCCGUGAUGUCCUUCCGCGGGGAGCAGCUGGUGGUGUGCACGUACGACCGCCGGGGCCGCUUCGGCCCGUGCGCCAUGGAGUGGUUCUUCAAGGCUCGGCCUACGCUCAGGGAAGGUCGCCCCGCCCGUGCCCCGAGCGCGGGCGGCGGCGGCUCCGACGGGACACUGCGUUCCAAUUUGUAUCCUCGUAUCCUC
This is a messenger RNA of Prorocentrum cordatum, 1659 nucleotides long. The record is from the annotation of a GenBank genome assembly. Lineage: Eukaryota; Dinophyceae; Prorocentrales; Prorocentraceae.